GUAGAUUGUGUUUACAUAAAAAAGCCUAACCCAUUUCCUCUGCUACAUAUUUGACAUCGCAUCAGCCGCUAUUGUGGUGGUCUUCCUUCCAAGUACAUACCUUCUGCAGCCUCGUAGCACCAAAUUCGUUCUUCACAUAAGGGGCAAGUAGGAAUGACCACCAACAUGCUGCAACGACGUCCUGUGCAAGCCACAUAUAGAAACGGCGUGUUUUGGUUGGGCUUCAAUCCGAUACCGAAGGCAAUUACGGUAAGGAUUCAGGUAUCUUGCAAAUUCCCGAGACCCGAAAAUUACAAUCACCGAGGCAGUGUCUUAUGGCUAACCUUUGUGCACUCGUUUUCUCAGAAUUCACCAUUCUAAAAGUGCAAGAUUUCUCUGGCUAGAACUAUACCAAUGAACUAUUCGAUGAAGCGAUUAGUGCCACGAAUGGUCUUUCAGGGUGGGCCCCGCUCCAUCCUUACGACACUAGUUUCGUAUGGCAUGUCCAGUUUUAUGAGCUUGGCUACCCCCAGAUUCUGACUGUCCAAGUUGAGCACCUUCACUGCUCUGCACCCUCGCAAAUGUGAAUGCACGAUCCCAGUCUGGUCCUGUGCCUGCUCCCGUAAGCUUUCUAGUCUGAGCAGUUCCACUUGCUUCCGCUUUUCUGCACAUUCUUGCCUCCGCUUCGUUCAAGCACCUGUCUCUGUUUUGGUCAAGCCGAUGCAACCUAAAAUAAUCGAGGCCCACAAGCAUCCUCCCCUUUUUCCGUGGAACAUCGUCACAGUCGGAAGGUACCACAUGGGCAGUUAGUCCCGAGCCCUUGGACACGUUGCACUCGUGUCCUUGUCUUUUCUCGAUCUCGCCACGACAAUGUCAAAACUUUUGCGCGCAGGCUUCAGUUAUCCUAGGUGCCGUUGGUCAAGCGUGCGUGCCAUAAGUGAUUGCGACGAGAUACGGUGCAAUCGGUGCCUGACGUUGCCUGGUCUCCCACUGGUGCGUGUGUCCAAAAAAGUGCUACCUCGAUUUCUGCCGUUCUGGAAAUGCCAUUGCUGGCCAUGAUCCUGGCGGCGUCACAACAGCAGUGCUGGAUGUGGCAGACGCCUCUAUGCUGCUCAAGGCCGCUUUCCACCUCAACGGUCCAUGGAAGCUUCGGCAGCCAGUAUUCGGGAUGCCGCGAGGACAGCGACGCGUUUGCUCACAUUUUGGGCCGAGACUUGUAGCACCAUUUACCAGGAUCUCGACAUCCGACAACUUGACACUCUUGUAAGGUCAUUUGUUGCCACUUGAGGGCCACUUUUGAUGUAUGGGAGGUCGCUAAACACACCGGUUGAAAAUGCCUGGUGCUGUACUCAAGAUGCUGCCCCUGGGAUCCUUGCAGGAGACGAUGGCGGAAGAAGGGGAGCUGGACUAUGACGCCGUGGUCUACCAGUGUGGCGCCUGCGACGAGCAGUUUUCCUCGCUAGAGGAGAUUGAGCGCCACCACAGCGGAGACGGUGCCGCCAUCUGCCCCUACAUGGUUGCUGCCGCAAUCCAGCCCCAGUUCAUCACCGGGGACGACUCGGAAGUGGUCGUCAUGUCCGAGGAUGUGGCCUUUCCUGGUGGCGGCAUGCCGGCCGGGGCAGACGAGGUGGCGCUGUCCGAGGAGGUGGACGACCCCGAGCCGGCAUUCCCCGUGGCGGCCCACGGCCACGCUUGCCCACUGUGUGGCCGGCAGUUCUCGUCCAAGUUCCUCCUGGACGCCCACGCGCAGUCCCACCAUGCCACGGAGACCAAGGUGUACAGCUGCGAGCUGUGUCGGCAGAAGUUCUAUGACUCCAACGAGUAUGUUACCCACUUAGUGUCGAGCCACGCCAAAAAGGACCACUGCUGCACCAUCUGUAACAAGUGGUACACAUCGCGCAGCAACCUCAAGACCCACAUGAUGAUCCACGCGGGACGCAAGCCCCACCAGUGCGACAUCUGCGGCAGGCAGUUCACGGUGUCGAGCAACCUCAAGGCCCACCGCCGCAUCCACACGGGUGAGCGCAAGUAUAUCUGCCAGGUGUGCAAAAAGGGCUUCAUCACGUCCACGCACCUCAAGACGCACAUGGCGGUGCACACGGGGGAGAAGCCCUACCAGUGUGAGGUGUGCUUCCGUGAGUUCGCGGUGAACAGCAACAUGCGGGCGCACAUGCUGACGCACACGGGCGAGAAGCGCCACGAGUGCCAGGUGUGUGGCAAGCAGUUUGCAACGUCAAGCCACGUCAAGACGCACCUGCUGUCGCACACAGGCCAGCGGGACCACAAGUGCCCGACGUGCGGCAAGGGCUUCACGGUGCCAUCAAACCUGAAGGCCCACAUGAAGAUCCACUCGGGGCAGCGGGACCAUGCGUGCGACCUGUGCAGCAAGCGGUUCUACACCAACAGCGACCUGCGGUCGCACAAGAUGAUCCACACGGGGGAGCGCCCCUACCAGUGCGAAAUCUGCCUCGAGCGGUUCACGAAGAUGUCCAACCUCAACUCGCAUCGGACCACGCACACGGGGGAGCGUCCCCACCAGUGCGAAGUGUGCCACAAGCGGUUCCGCAAGGCGGUGAACCUGCGCACGCACCGCAGGACCCACGCCCAGGACCAGACGCACCCGUGCUCGCUGUGCGACCAGGCCUUCCCCAACGUGACCCGACUCCGCGCCCACAACAAGCAGUGCCACCAGGAAAGCCACGCCUGCGAGGAGUGUGGACGGCGUUUCCAGUCGCCCUUGGCGCUGGUGGCCCACCGCAGGGUCCACUCGGGGGCGGCGCCCUUUGGCUGCGCCCACUGCCAGCGCUCCUUCUCCAAGGAGGCCCACCUGCACCGGCACAUGGACAAGCACGCUUCCCGCAAGGACCAGUGCCCCGUGUGCCAGCUGCUCUGCAGCUCGGGCCACCAGCUCCAGAUCCACAUGCGCACCCACACGGGCGAAAAGCCCUACGCCUGCGACCUCUGCCCCCGCCGCUUCACCAAGCAGGUGAACCUCAAGCGCCACCUCCAGGUGCACACCAAGGUCAAGUUUGAGUGCUCCGUCUGCCUCAAGAGCUACCUCUCGGAGAAGACGCUGCAGGCGCACUACCGCAACGCCCACCUCUCCCAGGCGCCAAACGACAUCCACGUCGUGCUCAAGCAGGAGCCACAGGACUUUGUGCUCGAGGACGGCUCGGGACACUUUGUGCUCAAGCAGGAGCCGGACGACGUCGCCAACACACACGAGGAGGCCUGACCUGUGGCACACCGGACGCGAGUCAAGUCACACGCAGUUCACAGCAUUUCUGAGCCAGGCAGCUUCUAGAAGCGACGUGCCAGGCGUUUGUCUGCAAUUAUUUUUCCUAAACAGCUCUGGAAACGAACAAACUUUCGUAUUGAUUGGGUUUGGUUUGUUGAAGCGUUUUGGCAAACUUCCUCAAGAUUUGAAAUUGCACAAUAAAUUUUCUUGAAUUAA
Molecule: messenger RNA, 3433 nt
Organism: Ixodes scapularis (black-legged tick)
Lineage: Eukaryota; Metazoa; Arthropoda; Arachnida; Ixodida; Ixodidae
Product: zinc finger protein 2
Exons: 1
Coding region: 1313-3214 (633 amino acids)
Biological process (GO): regulation of transcription by RNA polymerase II
Molecular function (GO): DNA-binding transcription factor activity; RNA polymerase II cis-regulatory region sequence-specific DNA binding
Source: RefSeq, a predicted model, not a curated record